This is a messenger RNA of Anthonomus grandis grandis, 1255 nucleotides long. RefSeq names its product MOB kinase activator-like 3 (gene Mob3). Gene Ontology annotation, biological process: positive regulation of protein phosphorylation; signal transduction. Gene Ontology annotation, cellular component: cytoplasm; nucleus. Bases 111 to 770 code for a protein of 219 amino acids. Gene Ontology annotation, molecular function: protein kinase activator activity. The record is from RefSeq and is a predicted model, not a curated record. The transcript is spliced from 4 exons. Lineage: Eukaryota; Metazoa; Arthropoda; Insecta; Coleoptera; Curculionidae.
AGGACAAGGGACAAUGUCAAUUUUUAUUUACAUAACCUAAAAAUUGAAAUCCAAACAAAGGGUGUUGUUAGUAAUUAAAGUCACGUAGCGUACCGGAUAUCCCGGUUAAAAUGUCUUUAAACACCUUCUUAGAUUUUUUCCAAAAGGGCAAAACUUUCCGUCCGAAAAAAAAGUUUGCUCAUGGAACUAUUAGGUAUAGUUUACAUAAGCAGGCCCAGGCCAGUCUUAACUCUGGGAUUAAUUUGAGAAAUGCUGUUAAACUGCCCUCCGGUGAAGAUCUGAAUGAUUGGAUUGCUGUACAUGUCGUAGACUUUUUCAAUCGAAUAAACCUGAUCUAUGGCACAAUCUGUGAGUACUGCACUGAACAAACAUGCCCAACAAUGUCUGGUGGGCCCAGAUUCGAAUACUUAUGGGCAGACGGUGAUAAAUUUAAAAAACCCACUCCACUACCGGCCAGGGAAUAUAUUAGUUAUUUAAUGGAUUGGAUCGAGCUUCAGAUCAAUAACCAGGCUCUGUUUCCAUGCACCAGUGAUAUGCCGUUUCCAAAAAAUUUCUCUACACAUUGUAGUAAGAUAUUGGCCAGACUGCACAGGGUGUUUGUACAUGUUUAUAUACACCAUUUUCAAAAUAUUGUGAGCAUAUCAGCAGAAGCACAUGUAAAUACCUGCUACAAACACUUCUACUAUUUUGUAACCGAAUACAAUCUUGUUAGCAGGAAAGAGUUGGAACCAUUGCAAGAAAUGGCAUUAAAAAUCUGUAAAGACCCUUAAAGGUGACAAUAAUGGGUAAAUAAACUAAAAAUUAUGAUAGCACAGCUUUUAGUUAAAUUUGGAAAUAACAUUCAGACUUAACUUACUACUUUGCUCAUUAAAAAUGACUUAAUCAACUUGUACCUUUUUUGUCAAGUUGUAAUUUACAGUGUUUUUGAACCUGCUUUAUAGUUAGUAAUUAAGUAAUUAUACAAGGUGUCUAAUUGAUUUUGGUAUAUUAGGGGUUAAGGCAGGUCAAGUAUCUAUUGCCAACUAUUUUUAUGAUAUUUAAUUAUUUUCUAAAGAAUUAAUUAAAUAAGACAUCUUUGUAACUAAAGCUUUAAAUUAUAAUAGAACAUUUUUCUAACAAUUUUAAGGGGUCUGAUACAACCCAGUAUGUCUGGACAUGAUCACUAUGUAAUUCGAAUUUAUUUUUUAUUUAUAGGAAUGUAGUAUAGGUAUUGUAAUUUUAAGUUAUAUAAAGAAAUGAAAGUUUCAAUAUUGUA